UUAUGACUGGUUAUGACAUGUACAUAAGAAAAUAUGAAUAACAUUCCACCCCUGAGGCCACUAGGUAAUUUGACUGCAGGAAAGGGCUACUGUCAUCGAUGAAGUAUUAUCAGGUCAAGUGAAAAUUGCGUAACGUGAAACAACUUAGUCUAUGUCAAACUACUGAAUGUGUGUUUGCGCACAAGUGUCCUUAUGUGUAUGUGUGUGUAUACACAAACACCCAUGUUCAGGCUAUCUGUGUGUUCAUUGAAUUGGACCGGGGGGGGGCUUACAGUGCUCUCAGAGCUCAGGAGCAAAACAGAUAACCACAGUUCUCUCUAGCUCUGAUCUCAGAGGAGGAGUAAAAACGUUCAGCAGCAGGGCUCCAGAAGAGGUUCUCCCUCAGUGAACUGUUGUCCAAAUUCCCACCUGAUGAACAACACUUAUAGACAUCUGCUGCCGCUGGACCUUCAGCUCAAUGAAACCACCAGGGAGUCUCUGGCUGGGGAGGACGAACAGGGGAACCUGACCGGCAUCGAGCCUGGUCUGUGUGAGGCAGUCCACAUCCAAGCUGAGGUGUUCCUGACACUGGGGAUCGUCAGCCUUCUGGAGAAUAUCUUGGUGAUCUUGGCAGUGGUCAAGAACAAGAACCUCCACUCACCCAUGUACGUACUCCUGUGUAGUCUUGCUGCUGCUGACAUGCUUGUGAGUGUCUCCAACUCACUAGAGACGGUGGUUAUCGCUGCGCUGAACAGUCGGUUUAUUGUGGCAGAUGACCACUUUAUUCAACUCAUGGACAACUUCUUUGACUCCAUCAUCUGUAUCUCCCUGGUGGCCUCAAUCUGUAACCUUUUAGCUAUCACCAUUGACCGUUACGUGACCAUCUUCUAUGCCCUACGCUACCACAGCAUCGUGACGAUGCGGCGGGCUGUCCUGGCCAUCGGUGGCAUCUGGCUGACAUGUGUGUUCUGUGGGAUAGUCUUCAUCGUCUACUCAGAGAGCAAGGCAGUCGUUGUGUGUCUGAUCAUCAUGUUCUUCACCAUGCUGGUGCUCAUGGCCACUCUGUAUGUUCACAUGUUCCUGCUGGCGAGGCUUCACAUCAAGCGCAUUGCUGUUCUUCCCGCGGAGGGUGUGGUGCCCCAGAGGACCUGCAUGAAGGGAGCCAUCACCAUCACCAUCCUCCUAGGGGUGUUCGUAUGCUGCUGGGCACCUUUCUUCCUCCACCUCAUCCUCCUCAUCACCUGUCCCAAGAACCAGCUCUGUGUCUGCUACAUGUCCCACUUUACCACCUACCUGGUGCUCAUCAUGUGUAACUCUGUCAUAGACCCCGUUAUCUAUGCCUUCCGCAGUCUCGAGAUGCGCAAAACCUUCAAGGAGAUCCUCUGUUGUUUCAGUGCCACUUGUAGUAUUUUCCACUGUAAAUACUGAAGGGUUGUAGUUGUUGGUCAUUUUCAAAAAGGCACAGAAAAGGCUUUCAAUGUGGUUGUUCAAUGCGCUGUGUAUAUGGAUACUGUGUAUAUGGACAUUGUUAUAUGGACACUGUGUUUAUGGACAUUGUUAUAUGGACACUGUGUAUAUGGAUACUGUGUAUAUGGACAUUGUUAUAUGGACACUGUGUAUAUGGACAUUGUGUAUAUGGACAUUGUGUAUAUGGACAUUGUUUUAUGGACACUGUGUAUAUGGACAUUGUUUUAUGGACACUGUAUAUGGACAUUGUUAUAUGGACACUGUGUAUAUGGAUACUGUGUAUGUGGAUACUGUGUAUGUGGAUACUGUGUAUGUGGACAUUGUUUUAUGGAUACUGUGUAUAUGGACAUUGUUUUAUGGACACUGUGUAUAUGGAUACUGUGUAUAUGGACAUUGUUUUAUGGACACUGUGUAUAUGGAUACUGUGUAUAUGGGCAUUGUUAUAUGGAUACUGUGUAUGUGGACAUUGUUAUAUGGACACUGUGUAUAUGGAUACUGUGUAUGUGGACAUUGUUAUAUGGACACUGUGUAUAUGGAUACUGUGUAUAUGGACACUGUGUAUAUGGAUACUGUGUAUAUGGACAUUCUUAUAUGGACACUGUGUAUAUGGACAUUGUUAUAUGGACACUGUGUAUAUGGAUACUGUGUAUAUGGACACUGUGUAUAUGGAUACUGUG
This is a messenger RNA of Oncorhynchus mykiss (rainbow trout), 2123 nucleotides long. The record is from RefSeq and is a predicted model, not a curated record. NCBI's taxonomy places the organism in Eukaryota, Metazoa, Chordata, Actinopteri, Salmoniformes, Salmonidae.